AUGUGGAAGUGGGUGGCGCUGACAUCGUUGAUCGCGGCCAACCUGGUGCAGCAGCGGUCGCCGGUGGUGAACACAUGGAGCGGGCGAGUGCGCGGGUCACUCAGCGCCGACGGCACCUACCACCAGUACCUCGGCAUACCAUACGCCACCGUCGACCACACCAACCGGUUCCAGGCCUCGCUCCCACCGCCGAGAUGGAAAGGAAUAUUUGACGCUGUCGAUAUAAAUACUUCAUGUCCUCAAAAGGCUAUAGGCUCCAUCAUUAUGGGCACCACCAAUUGCCUCAAACUAAAUGUAUACACACCAGCCAACGCUGAACCUGAUCAAUUACUGCCUGUCAUGGUCUUCAUCCACGGAGGAUGUUUUCUGAUGGGCACGGGAGGUCCAUCCUUAUACGGACCAGAUUUCUUUGUGGAUCGAAAUAUUGUUUUCGUAACUAUCAAUUACAGGCUCAAUAUCGAAGGAUUUUUAUGUUUAGGUAUAAAAGAGGCACCAGGAAAUGCUGGACUUAAAGACCAAGUGGCCGCUUUGAAAUGGAUUCAAGAAAACAUUAAAGCUUUUGGAGGAGACCCAAAUCAGGUCACUUUGUUCGGCGAAAGUGCCGGCGCGGCAUCUGUUUCAUUCCUUCUCCUGUCCCCAGCAGCGAAAGGACUUUUUCAUAAGGUUAUAUUGCAAAGCGGCUCACCCAUUGUCCCAUGGGGUCUGCAACACGACCCUUUGAAAACAGCCAGUACUCUAGUCAAAGAAUUUGGAUACGAUACCAAAAAUCCUUAUGAAAUUUACAGUAUACUUGCAAAUAAAUCAGCUGAAGAACUAAUUAAUGCCAUAGUAUACCUAGAACAUAAAGUUUCUAUAACUGCGGAAACUUUGUUUGUACCCUGUGUAGAAAAAAGUAUACCAAGCGUGGAACCGAUGCUAACAGAGUAUCCCAUGGACAUUAUAAAGUCUGGAAACCAUACCAAAGUUCCUAUGAUAAUAGGAGUUAAUGAUAAUGAAGGUAUUUACUUCGUUGCUAUGGAUUACGGGACGAGUCUGAAAAACGUAGCUCCCACUUUGAUUUUCAUGCCGUUACAACCAGAUUUGGAAUUUCUCACUGACUUUGAUAGGAAUGAAACCGCAGAGAAGGUUAUGGGACAUUAUUUCUCUUCUGGGAAAGAUGAUUAUGUCAUGGAUAUGGUAGAUUACUACUCUGAUGUACACUUUAAAUAUCCUUCCGCUGUCUUCUCGGAGCUGUAUCAGAAGACAAGUGACCAACCCGUUUACUAUUACGUCUUCAAGUACAAUGGUUAUAUAAACAUGGCGAAAAUUUCCAUGAAUUUAUGGGACAAGCCUGGAGCAUCUCACGCUGACGAACUCUUCUAUCUUUUCAAGCCACAUUCAUUUCCGUUGCCAUUGAGGUAUCUGGAAAGGAAUAUGAUCAACCGUAUGGUCUCAAUGUGGACUAACUUUGCGAAGUACAGUGACCCGACUCCGGCGCGGUCGCCGCUGCUGCCGGUGCGCUGGCCGGCGAGCGGCGGCUCCGAGCCGACAGCUCUCAUCAUCGACGCACAGCUCAGCACCGGGCCCAUCUGGGACCGCCGCUCGCUCGCACUCUGGAACGAACUGUAUGCAAAAUAUGGAAAGAAAACUUACAGGUACUUCACGCCUGUACUAGAAAUAAGUCAAGGCAAGCUGCGGGGCAUACGGAGUGUAGCUGGCGUGAAUAAAUAUUACGGCAUACCGUAUGCGACUUGUGAAAGAUUUCAACCACCAAAAGAACCAGAAAACUGGAAAGGGAUAUUUAAUGCAGUUGAUAUAUUCGGAUGCUGCGCUCAAGCAUUCUCCUUUAUCCAAACUUAUAAUGAAGAUUGCCUUCAACUAGACGUUUAUACACCUGACCAUGCUAAGGUCGGUGACAAUUUCCCGGUUUUAAUGUACAUCCACGGAGGAGCUUACUACUACGGCAGCAAGGGUCACUACGAUCCUGAAUUCUUAGUCACUAAAAAUGUAACGGCAGUUAUAGUAAAUUACCGACUUGGAGUGUUGGGUUUUUUAUGUUUGAACGAUGUCGCAAAUCUUGGAUUGAAGGACCAAGUAGCAGCUCUGAAAUGGAUAAAGAAAAACAUUGCAGCGUUCGGUGGCGAUCCGGACAACGUCACAUUAAUUGGACAAAGUGCAGGCGCCAGUUCGGCUGCUAUGCAUAUGCUAUCAGAGAAAAGCAAAGGAUUGUUUCAUAAAAUAAUUCUAAUGAGUGGUAACUCUUUAAGUCCAUGGGCUUUUAAUUUAGAACCUACCAGACCAGCAGUUCAGGAUGCCGAAAAACUAACGUCAACACCGAUAACAGAUAAUAGUGAAGAAAACCUUUUCAACAUAUUCUUUAAGGCGUCUGUACCUGACAUUUUAACUGCGACUGUUGGUACUUCAGACAAUACUAGAUAUUUCAAGUACACUCCUUGUGUAGAUAAUAACUUCACUGAUCCUUUCUUUCAUGAUACACCUUACAAUAUUAUAAAAUCUGGUGAUUUCAAUAAAGUACCAAUUUUGGCUGGAGCUACAGAUCUGGAGGGUUCACUGUUCUACGGACUUAAUGAUGCGAAAUCAUUGGAGGAUUGGGAACAGAAUUUUGUAGAGAGACUACCCUCGGUCUUCUCGUGGUGUUCAGAAGAAGAUAAAGAAGUAAUCUCUAACAAAUUUCGAUCUCAUUACUUUGGGAAGAAAAGAGUGGAUUCCUCUAUAAAUGGUGUAGUAAAAUUCUAUUCGGAUUGGAUUGCUGAGUCUACAACAGACGCCUUUUCUGAUCUGAUGACUGAUUAUUCUGAACAGCCAGUAUAUAAUUAUGUAUUUUCGUAUCAAGGGGGGAGGAAUUUCGCAAAGGCUUUAUUAGGACAAAGCGUGGAACUGAAAGGUGCUUCCCACUCAGAUGACAUUUUCUACGUGUUCAAGCCGGCAGGACUAUCAUUAUUGCUGUCAAACUCUGAUAAGCUGUUCAUCGACCGGCUCACUGCAAUGCUAACAAACUUUAUGAAACACGGAAAUCCAACACCACGGCGCACCAAGUUGCUGCCAGUGAUUUGGCCAGCGUCUACUGGCAGCGCGUCGUACGUGAUGCACCUGGACCACAGACUGUCGGUGAGCAGGAACCCGCGACCAAGCUCCAGAGGAUUCUUCCUGGAUCUACUGUGCACAUACGGACAUAAGGGAUACGUACCGUGCGACAGCAGCCAGCAGUGUAAUGUAGAACAAAAUAACAAAAUAUAGGGUAAUUUUUAAUAUUAACAAGGCAACUUUAUCCGCCUAGAAAAGUUAUUUUUUUUUAUAAAAUAAAGUAGCCUAAUAUAAUAUUAGAUAUUCAUAUAUUAAAAGUCUGGUCAAAAUUGGUCUAGCCACUUCAGAGAUUAGCAAGAAGAAACAGAUGGACAGACAAAAUGUUUAAAAUUUAAUAUUUUUAAUGUAAGUCCCUUAUUUUUAUGAGAGAUUAGCAAGAAGACAGACAAAAUGUUUAAAAAAUAAAUAUAUUUGAUGUAAAUACCGUAUAUAUAUUCCCUUAUACGCAUUUCGUAAAAAGCUGUUAAUUUGAAAUUACACAGAUAAAUCAAUUUUAUUUAUUUGUAUAUAUAUAUAAUUUAAUUAAAUUUA
This is a messenger RNA of Achroia grisella, 3615 nucleotides long. RefSeq lists its product as uncharacterized. Lineage: Eukaryota; Metazoa; Arthropoda; Insecta; Lepidoptera; Pyralidae. Bases 1 to 3237 code for a protein of 1078 amino acids. The record is from RefSeq and is a predicted model, not a curated record. The transcript is spliced from 6 exons.